UUUUACGCUUUAAAUCAUAAUGAUGAAAAUAGUGGGGCUUAUGCUCUUGAUUGGCCUUGCAAAUGUGGCGAGUUCAGAGAGUAAUCAACCUCAGUGCAUACACAAAGAGAAAGAGGCUCUCCUCAGCUUUAAGCAAACUCUAAAUGACUCUAACCAUGUUCUCUCCUCUUGGACCGAUAACAGCACAAGUCAAAACUGUUGUGCUUGGAGUUACAUCACUUGUGACAACCAGACCAAUCAUGUCGUCGCUAUUGAUCUUUCUUAUCAAAGUCUAAACGGAAUCGGUGGCCAUGGUGAGUUUGGGUCGUCUUUGGCUGAACUGAAGCAUUUGAACCACUUGCAGCUCGUUGGCAUGAACAUUAUUCGGAUUCCAAAGUUUGUUUUCUCUUUAAAAGAGCUUACGUAUCUCGAUCUUAGCGACAAUCCAAUCAGUGGACUUAUUCCACCACACUUUGGAAAUCUCACCAAAUUGGAGUUUCUUAGUCUUUCAAGCACUUCUAAAAUGACUGUUGAUAAUCUUGAAUGGCUCUCCCAACUCACUUCUUUGAGGACCUUUCACCUAUCAAAUUGUCUAUUUCCCAAGGUAGAUACUUCCUCUCUUUCCCAUACAAAUUAUUCCUUCAAAUUUCUUGAAUCACUUCAUCUCAUUGGGAAUUAUAUACAUCCUACAACAAUUACUUGGUUAUUAAAUUCCAGUUUUCUUCUUAAUGAUCUUUCCCUGGUAUAUAACAUCAUAAAUGGUCCUUUUCCAAAUUCCUUUAAACACGCAAAAUCUCUUGAAAAUGUUGAUUUGUCAGGGAACCAAAUUGAAAGUGAAGUGCCAAGAUCCUUAGGCAACCUUACCAAAUUAAAAUCCUUGGAUUUGUCUCAUAACAAUCUUAGUGGAACAUUUCAUGAUCUUCUAGAAAACUUGGCAGGUUCCACCAAGAAUUCUUUGGAGAGAUUAGACUUGAGUUUUAACCAACUUGGUGAGUUAAAUCUUGAGGACUUUGAAAACACAUUCCCAUCUUUGAUAUAUUUAUAUCUUGAUAAUAAUCAGUUGGAGGGUUCUUUCCCUAACCGUUUAAAGAUAUUUCCUAGUCUUCAAAUGUUGAGUUUGGAUAACAACAAAAUCACAGGGCUACUGCCUGAUCUUUCAUCAAUGCCAAAUUUGACAUAUGUCACUGUAUCCAACAAUAAGUUGGAUGGUACUUCGAGUGAAAGUAUUGGCAAGCUUAAUUAUCUUGAAACUUUAAACAUUUCUUCCAACUCUCUUUCUGGGAUUAUCUCUGAAGUGAACCUACAGUGUCCCAAAUUAAAAACUCUAGAUUUAUCAUAUAAUCCAGCUAUGAGAUUGAAAUUCAACUCCAAUUGGGUACCUUCAUUUCAGCUUACUUUCUUUGGAAUGAAUUCUUGCAAGUUAGGUCCCUAUUUUCCUAGUUGGCUCCAAACUCAAACACAUGUCUCCUAUCUAGACAUUUCCAACUCUAAUAUUUCAGGUCCUGUUCCUUCUUGGUUCACAAAUAUUACUUCCAACUUGAAUUAUUUAAAUAUGUCCAUAAAUCUACUUAAUAGCACCUUGCCAAAUAUUCCAUCAAUAGAACACUUUAGAGUGUUGAAAAAUUCUCCAUAUUUACACGAUGGCAAUAAUUCGUAUGUGAGAUCCUCUUCAUCAAAUUAUAGUGGGAAAAUAGGUAAUUUUAUAGUUGACUUAAGUUUCAACAAAUUCCAAGGUUCUGUCCCACCUUCUUUGUCAUCUACAGCAACUGAAUUGUAUCUCUCCAAUAAUAAAUUCACCGACUUGCAGUCUUUUCUAUGUGAAUCAAAAGAUGAGUACAGGCGAAUAGUAAUUAUUGAUCUUUCUCAUAAUAAAUUAUCUGGAAAUAUUUCAGAUUGCUGGGAUAGUUUCCACCAUUUGUAUAUUCUAAAUUUAGAAUACAAUAAGUUGUUUGGAGAGAUUCCGAGCUCAAUUCAAACGAAUACCAUUGAAACUCUACAAUUAGGACACAAUAACUUCUCAGGAAGUUUGCCUUCCUCAUUGGAAAAUUGCACUUCACUUCGAGUUCUAGAUUUGCCGAGUAAUAGUUUGGAAGGACCAAUACCAUCAUGGAUUGGAGAGAAACUAAACAAGUUGGUUUUUCUUAGUUUGAAGUCAAAUAAAUUUAAUGGAAGUAUACCAUUGAAUCUUUGUCAUCUUACUCAAAUCCAAAUAUUGGAUUUUUCCUUGAAUGAUUUAUCAGGAGCCAUUCCUCAUUGCAUUAAAAAUUUCACUGCAAUGGCUCAAGCGGAUAAAUAUUUGAAUUCUACCCUUACUUCAGACAUCGACUAUGGCAGAGGAACUUUUGGGUUGGAUGUUGUGUCAUACCAUGACAAUAUUUUGUAUAUGAAUUAUGCAACAGUCACUUGGAAAGGAGUAGAGCACAGAUAUGAUAAGUUGUUGGGAUUGCUGAGAAUUAUUGACUUAUCAAGUAACAAAUUGAAUGGAGAGAUUCCUGCUGAAUUGACUGAUCUUUCUCAAUUGGUUCAACUGUAUCUAUCAAGGAAUAAUUUACGUGGGGGGAUUCCAAUAAAUAUUGGAAAAUUGACUAAGCUACUAGUGCUUGAUUUGUCCCACAACAAAAUACAUGGCAAAAUUCCCAUAAGCUUGGCUGAAAUAGAUUUCUUGAGUUACAUGGAUUUGUCGGACAAUAGGCUGUCAGGAAAAAUCCCUACUGGUACUCAGCUACAAAGCUUUGAUCCUUCCGUAUAUGCAAUGAAUCUUGGGCUGUGUGGGCUUCCUCUGUCAAAGACAUGCCAACGAGAUGACAAUGAUGAAGGAGAUGAUUAUGACGAAGAUGGUGGAGAAUUAUGGAUUGACUUGCCAUGGUUUUACAUGGGAAUUGGAGUUGGAUUCGCUAUUGGAUUUUGUGGCGUUUGUGGGAACCUAUUGAUAAACACUUCAUGGAGAAUGUCCUAUUAUCGGAUGAUGCAUAGAUUUGGGGACUUGCUUUAUGUGAUGAUCAUUGUAAAGUGGAAUUUGUUGAAGAGAAAACUAGCUCGGCACUAACUAAGAGGACAUAAUCAACAAGCACACAUCUCUCUUUGUGAAGGCAAGUAAGUGAUUUUUUUGUUCAUAUUUCAUUUUUUUGGAAUGAUCAUAUAUAAUAAGUAAUAGUAUUUAUGAUCAAAUUUGAUGUGGUCUAUGGUUUUGUUGCAAGGGACAGUAACACCAGAACACAAAUUUGGAUGGAAUCUACAAAACGACAUCGUCCAUAGGUCUUCUGUCUAUCUAUCUGAUCUUCACUCAGCUGUGUUGGAUAACCAUAUAUAUAAGUUGUUGUUGUUUACUUUGUCAUUACUAUUUGUUUGUAGUUGUUAUUUUUGAGCCUCUGUUUGUGAGACACCAUAUUAUACUAUUGUUUCUCUAUUUUAGUUUCUGUAUAUAUAUAUAUUCAAAUUUCUGUGUUUGUUCUAUUA
Molecule: messenger RNA, 3435 nt
Organism: Humulus lupulus (European hop)
Lineage: Eukaryota; Viridiplantae; Streptophyta; Magnoliopsida; Rosales; Cannabaceae
Product: receptor-like protein EIX1
Exons: 2
Coding region: 20-3025 (1001 amino acids)
Molecular function (GO): protein binding
Source: RefSeq, a predicted model, not a curated record